Molecule: messenger RNA, 1179 nt
Organism: Symbiodinium pilosum
Lineage: Eukaryota; Dinophyceae; Suessiales; Symbiodiniaceae
Source: the annotation of a GenBank genome assembly
AUGGCUUCUCCUGAUGAGCCCCGCGUCCGGCAGUUUUGUCAGGAGUUGGCGGCUGCAGGCGUCGCACGCAAAGAUGCCCUUGAGGCCGUGGCUGCAGCGUGGCCUACAGCAUCGGAUGCGGACGCUCGACGUUCUGUGUGCAUUCAAGUCCAUGGACAAGUUUUUGAGGUGGUGCAUGAAGAACGCGUGAAGGAGAGGUCUGACUAUUUCCGAACCUUGCUGGACGGGCCUUUUCGUGAAUCCCAUAUGUGUGUUCUCGAUGUCUCUGAGCUUUUGCAAGCUGUCCAGAAAGUCAGCGACGCAGGUGCAAAUGAGGAUUGGGCCACAGGCGUCAAGCUUUUCCUAGAUGUGGCAGAAGCUUCUGAGGCCGUGGCGGCACGAGCCCUCUUGCAAAACUCAGCGGAUGUGUGCAUGUGUCUGCGGCUCCUCUUGCUGACCGAUUGUUUUGUGGCCCCCUCCAUUGCACAGCUUUGCUUGGAUGAGGCUUGUCAGAACAGGCAACAUCAGCUGUUGCACGACUCCGCACCUGAGCGUGAGGCCUUGAUUUGCGCGGUGCCUUGGGAGCUCAUGGAACGGCUUUUAGCUGGCAUGCCGAGCAUGAAGCAGAUCCUGAACUUGGCGGGAGUUUGGUCUCGCCCUGCGCCUGAAGCGCAAUUUCAGCUGCGGGCCUUUCUUGCGUCCAGGUGCGCAGGCCAUGCUGAUGAGCUGGACUGGGAGAGAGACUGGCUGCCUUUGUGCAAAGAACAUCCGCACUUGCUUGGCAGCCUCCCGCAGACGCGUGUAGCCUUUGAGCAGAUACAAGAGUUUUUGGCGGGACUCCCGACCAUGGUCGAGCACAUGCUCGACCGCAACCUCCCGGGGAUUGCUGACUCCCAUCUCGGACAUUACAAGGCAGGCACUGGGGCUGGGUGGUCAUGUUGCGAUGAAGUCAAGAAGCGGUCGUAUGGUUGCUCUCUUGAAGUCAAGCGUGGGCCCUGGGCACUGCCGAGCCUGCCUGUCAGCUGCCCUGAGGGCCUCUACAGGAGUCUUCAAGAGAAAAUUGAAGCAAAGAUGCAAGCACUGGCAGAUGCUUUGGAAUCAGAACUUAAGACAUUCCAUGCGCGCAAGAGACAAAACGGCAACACCAUGGGUGCAGAGGCACUGUCGAGGACAGAGCAGGAGUCCUUUACAUGCCUGUAA